This is a messenger RNA of Moesziomyces antarcticus, 396 nucleotides long. Its product is annotated as cipB protein. Lineage: Eukaryota; Fungi; Basidiomycota; Ustilaginomycetes; Ustilaginales; Ustilaginaceae. The transcript has 4 exons. The coding region runs from base 1 to 396 and encodes 131 amino acids. The record is from RefSeq and is a predicted model, not a curated record. Gene Ontology annotation, biological process: proton motive force-driven ATP synthesis.
AUGGUCUUCGCACAGCUCGUCGCCCGCUCCACCUUCGGCGCAGUCCGAUCGGCCUCGCGCACCCAGGUGCGAGCUCUCUCCAGCUCGGCUGUCGCUUCCAAGGACUUCAUCCAGGAGCUCUACGUCAAGGAGCUCAAGGGCUACAAGGCUCCCCCCAAGGCUGCCGACUCGCACAAGGGCCAGGUCCGCGAGUUCCAGAACCCUGCUGCUCCCAAGGCGCCCGCGGUGCCUUCGUCGUCGGAGCUCUCGUCGCAGCUCGAGGCAUACGCUGCCGCCGAGCCCGACCACGCCGAGGUGGCCGCUUCGUCGUCCGAGGGCGCGCUCACCGAGGGCGGCGACGUCAACGCCUUCCUCCGCGAGGCCGCUGCCGACGUCAAGGUCGAGGCGCACCACUAA